This is a messenger RNA of Aureobasidium namibiae CBS 147.97, 984 nucleotides long. RefSeq names its product putative threonine dehydratase. The transcript has a single exon. NCBI's taxonomy places the organism in Eukaryota, Fungi, Ascomycota, Dothideomycetes, Dothideales, Saccotheciaceae. The record is from RefSeq and is a predicted model, not a curated record. Gene Ontology annotation, biological process: L-serine catabolic process; L-threonine catabolic process. Gene Ontology annotation, molecular function: threonine deaminase activity; L-serine ammonia-lyase activity; pyridoxal phosphate binding. The annotation marks the transcript as partial.
CAACCAUCAUACAUGGAAAUAGCCGCCAGCUCCGUCCAAGCGCAUCAACGCAUUCGCAACCAUAUCCAUGAGAGCCCGCUCAUCCCUGCCCGAUCGACCGACAAGCUCACCGACGCGACCGUCCCCUUCAAGGCCGAGAACUUCCAGAUCACGGGGUCUUUCAAACUUCGUGGCGCUGUGUCCAAGAUGUCCGCCACUGCGACCUCAUGUGCAGAAAGGGUGGGGGCGCGAUUGAUUACCGCCUCGUCGGGCAACCAUGGUAUUGGUGCAGCUUUCGCAGCUCGAUGUCUGGAAAAGGAUUUGACCGUCGUGCUUCCGGAAUCCGUGGUACCGUCUGAAUUGGAGAAAAUCAAGGCAUUAGGCGUAGAGAUCAUUCUGCAUGGAGCUGAGACUGGAUUGGCCGAGCAGUAUGCACGGCAGUUGGCAGCAACAGGGCAAUAUACCUAUAUCUCGCCCUACAACGACGCUGAUGUGAUAGCCGGACAAGGAACCAUCGGACUGGAGAUACUCGAGCAGUGCGAGAGUGUGGACAAUGUGUUUAUCUCCAUGGGCGGAGGUGGACGGACCAGUGGUAUCGGGUCCGUCCUGAAGGCCUUCAGCCCAGAGACAAAGGUUUGGGGUGUAGCUGCAGCACACUCGAUGGCUCUAGCUGCAUUGAUGGAUGCUAGGCGGGUUGUCGAAACUGAACAUCUCGCUACGCUAGCUGAUGCUGUAGCUGCAGGAACUGAGAUGGAUACGAUCACGCUGUCGUUGGCCAUGUCUACCAUCGAUGAGGCUGCGGAUUGUGACGAAGAUUCCAUUGUCGACGCUUUGAGAACCCUCGCGCUUGUUGGAAACAUGAUCGUUGAGGGUGCGGCAGCGCUCGCGCUCGCUGACUACAACAAGGUCGCGGACCGAGUGUCAGGUCAAACCAGUGUCAUCCUACUCUGUGGUGCUAAUCAAAACCAAGAUCUGAUCCUUGGAGCAAUCUGCAGCAAGAAUUGA